GACUAGAGCCACAUAUAUAACGCGGUUGUUUAUGGCCAUUGUUGCAGUUCCUGACGUACUGUGUGUAACAUCUUGUACACAACACCGCGCCUACCUCAACGUGAUAUUACAUCUCAAAACGUGGAAAUGCGGAAAUACGAUGGAUGCUUCCAGACAAAGCUGAUAACACCAAUCAAAAUGGCAGUUGCAUUAAGUCUCCUCAUGCUCAUGUUGGUGGGUGCUGAUACCGACAUUAACUCGUUCCACUCAGACACGAUGACGGAGACCACUACACACUGGUCAAUGACGACGCCCCCUACAACAAUGACCCCUCCCCCCGAGGUUGAGGAUGACCCUGUCAACGUCACAGCUCGUAUCGGCUCCGAGGUCUUCUUUGACUGCAAGAUACCCGUACAGGGCACUGUGGUGUGGGCGUACGUAAAUCCAGAAUCCAAAAUCGAAUCCAUAGAAAUACUAAAUUGGAGGUCCCGAACUGAGCACUUGACUUUGAGUUUCAAAGCCCCAAACAACCACCGCCUGAAGAUCGAUUCUGUCAAGCACGCAGACGAAGGUUACUACAAAUGUGUCUUAAGCUCUCAUCGAAAGAAAGUUACGCAGGUCUUCCUUAAAGUAAUCGAAGCUGAAGACUGACCAAAGGACGGUAUCGAGGUGCCAUGGAAACCAUAAUUAUAAUUUAAAGCAAAGAACAUUGACUGUAUAAAACACGGAGAAACAAUGUAUCGUUGGGAAAAAAUAAUGAUAGUGAUAAUGCAAGUUUUGAAUAAAUUAAUUGAAGUGA
Molecule: messenger RNA, 778 nt
Organism: Homalodisca vitripennis (glassy-winged sharpshooter)
Lineage: Eukaryota; Metazoa; Arthropoda; Insecta; Hemiptera; Cicadellidae
Exons: 5
Coding region: 127-630 (167 amino acids)
Source: RefSeq, a predicted model, not a curated record